AUGUUAACAGUUACAGAUGAAUUCAAAGGUUCACCAUUAGUAUUUACUAUGUUAAAAUAUAAAUGUUUUCGAGAAGAUUUUUAUGCUCAAGGAACAUGUUCACAAGUUGCAUUUACAAAAGAUUAUCGAGUACGUUUAAGAAAUUGAAAGAUUUAUAUAAUAUAUAUUAAAUUCGAAUGCUGUUUUCUAUAUACUAUGUGAACUUGAUGAACACUCACAAAGUUAUUGGAAAUAUAGGGGUGUGGGUGUGGGUGUGGGUGUGGGUGUGGGUGUGGGUG
Molecule: messenger RNA, 278 nt
Organism: Rotaria sp. Silwood1
Lineage: Eukaryota; Metazoa; Rotifera; Eurotatoria; Philodinida; Philodinidae
Source: the annotation of a GenBank genome assembly